Messenger RNA from Salmo salar (Atlantic salmon), 3335 nucleotides. RefSeq names its product frizzled-5. NCBI's taxonomy places the organism in Eukaryota, Metazoa, Chordata, Actinopteri, Salmoniformes, Salmonidae. The record is from RefSeq and is a predicted model, not a curated record. Gene Ontology annotation, biological process: non-canonical Wnt signaling pathway; canonical Wnt signaling pathway. Gene Ontology annotation, cellular component: plasma membrane. Gene Ontology annotation, molecular function: Wnt-protein binding; Wnt receptor activity.
GUGUAGUUAGUCAGUAUGGUUAGGAGCCGGAACGAGAAGACGCACAAGGGAAGACAGUCGUGGUGUGUAUAUUUUUUUCAGAAAAUAGGAGGCUGUUUCACUAAAUAUUGUUGAAAGAAAAAGUGUGGCGCAAGGAUUACGCGUUGCUGCCUGAAAAUUCCGUCUGUAUUAUCGAGUCGAAAUGGACUUUAUUUGAUUGCUCCGGAGGCGCGUUUCCUAAAGGUACACUGGGAGUGAAUUUCAGUGGUGGCAAGAUUAUCAGAUGGCGCUUCUAUCAUUGAUUGGCAUUGGAUAUUGAUGAGGUAGCUAACAUUUCCCGUGUGAUCUACUUGCGUUGGAGGAGCUUCCAUGGCGACCAUGACGCACAACUGCCCUCUUUACAUCAGCGUUCUGUGCCUGCUCCUCUUGAUGCGCGCACAACCGGUGCGCGCUGCCUCCAAGGCCAUCGUGUGUGAACCCAUCACGGUCCCCAUGUGCAAGGGCAUCGGCUACAACCUCACCUACACUCCCAACCAGUUUAACCACGACACUCAGGACGAGGUGGGGCUGGAGGUGCACCAGUUCUGGCCACUGGUGCGCAUCCACUGUUCCCCUGACCUGCUCUUCUUCCUCUGCAGCAUGUACACCCCUAUCUGCAUCCCGGACUAUCGCAAGCCUCUGCCCCCGUGCCGCUCCGUGUGCGACCGGGCCAAGCGCGGCUGCUCCCCCCUGAUGAGCCAGUAUGGUUUUGAAUGGCCCGAGAGGAUGAGCUGCGAGGGGCUGCCAGAGCUGGGUGAUGCUGACCGCCUCUGUAUGGAUCGGAACAGCAGUGACGCCACAACUCUGUCCCCAGGCCCGGCCUUCCCCCCAAAGCCUACCUCCAAGGCCCCCCACCGCAACCCAGCCCGCCGCAGGCCGCCUCUCCCGCCCAAACCCUACCACAGUCACCACCACCAGGACUGUGAACAACGCGGCUGCCGCUGUCGUCACCCCCUGGUGUCCGUCAAGACUGAAGCCCGGUCACCGUACGGCCGCGGCAUCCACACAGGCCCCGUGGAGAACUGCGCCCAGCCCUGCCGUCAGCCCUUCUUCACCCCGGACGAACACGCCUUCACCUCCCUCUGGAUCGGCCUGUGGUCGGUCCUCUGCUUCGUCUCGACCUUAACUACGGUGGUCACGUUCCUGAUUGACCGCGACCGCUUCUCCUACCCCGAGAUGCCUAUCGUCUACCUGGCUGCCUGCUACCUCUUCAUCUCCCUGGGAUACAUGGUGCGGCUGGCGGCGGGCCAUGAGCGUGUGGCGUGCUCCGAGGACGGCGGGCACGUGCUGUACGACGCUUCGGGCCCUGCCGGCCUGUGCACCUUGGUGUUCCUGCUGGUCUACUUCUUUGGCAUGGCCGGCGCAAUCUGGUGGGUGGUGCUCUCGCUCACCUGGUUCCUGGCAGCGGGCAUGAAGUGGGGCAAUGAGGCCAUCGCCGGGUACUCGCAGUACUUCCACCUGGCCGCCUGGCUGGUGCCCAGCAUCAAGACCAUCGCUGUGCUGGCCCUGAGCGCUGCAGACGGAGACCCUGUGGCAGGGAUAUGCUACGUGGGCAACCAGAGUGUGGAGAGCCUGCGGGGCUUUGUGCUUGCGCCCCUGGUGGUCUACCUCUUCACAGGCUCCCUCUUCCUCCUAGCGGGGUUUGUAUCGUUGUUCCGCAUCCGCAGCGUCAUCAAGCAGGGGGGGACCAAGACGGACAAGCUGGAGAAGCUGAUGUUAAGGCUGGGCCUCUUUACUGUCCUCUACACGGUCCCUGCCGCGGUGGUGGUGGCCUGUCUGGUGUACGAGCAGCACCUCAGGCCCCAGUGGGACAGGGGCCUUUCCUGCUCCUGCCAGGCUGAGAGAGAGAGGCUAGGCCUAGGGCCAGACCACGCCAUCUUCAUGCUGAAGUACUUUAUGAGCCUGGUGGUGGGGAUCACCUCAGGGAUGUGGGUGUGGUCUGGGAAGACUCUGGAGUCGUGGAGGAGGUUCCUGGGGAGGUGCUGUUGUUCAUGUCCCUGCUGGGGCCACAAACCGUCCAGCGCGUCAGUGUACAGCGAGGCCAGCACAUCCCUUACGACACGCACCGGGCUGCUCCCCUCGCAGUCUGAGCACAAGUCCCUGUCGCACCCAUCUGUGUGACCAGACUGGCUGGACUCUUGUCAGACUCAUGGUGCUCCACAUAGUGGCUGUCAGAAGAAACUAAAUGGAUGCUAAUUUAACUUAUUGAACGGAUUGUAAAUUAUGUAAACUAUUGUCUUCACAUAAGGACAUGUUUAAACAAAUUGUGGAAGUAUAGAAAAAAGUAUUUUGUAUUAUAUUUCCUAGUUCUCAUUCUAGACUCAUUGCAGGGGAUUUUCCCUGAAGUUUUUAAUUAUCUGGAGGGGGAAAAAAGUACACUUCAAUGUCUCUAGGAUUUUUAAAUGACAUGUUUUGCUAGUAUGUCCUUAACCAGAAACGAAAUGGUCAGGAAUCCAAUCAACAGUUAUGUCAUUAACCUGGAGAUAACUGAGUGGCAUGGUAUUCUUCUAUACGUAAUAAAGAUGGAGAAUUACUAUUUGUCAUUUUAUUUAAAGUAGCCAUCCUAAAAGGACAUUUCACUCCGGAAAUGUUUAUGGACACAGUAAUGCCUUGUUAGGAUGAAGAAAUUUCACUACCCGUUUAUGCGUAUGUGCAGAAUUUAACAUGAAGUCUGUUUAAAAAAAACAACAGAUUGUCUUAAUCUGUAUCGGAUGAAUUGAGAGAAAUGUCACCACUUAAUGUCUUUGUUUCACUCUUCCUGUUAAAUUGAUAUCCCAAGCAUACACAAGGGGUGAAAAUGAGGAAAAUAGUGUUUUAACUUUAAGGCAUUCAAGGAGUUGGUCUGAUUGGAAUCCAUAAUGUCAUCGUUCUCCCCCUUGCUUGAGGAGCAAUACAGAUCCCCCACACUUGUGCCAUGUCAUUACUUACCUGGACCACCUAUUGAGACAUGCCUUUAAAUCAGGUGAAAGGAGACUGGAGUUCCUCUAAAAGGUGCAACUUCCCACUUUUGAGACCAGUUGUAGCCUCUUCUGCCUCCAUGUGGUGGGUUCUAGUAAUUACAGCAGCACAAUCUUGUUUCUCUCUGCAAAUGUGUUAACCAUAAUCUACCUCUUCGUAAAACUACACUGGGAUUUCAUUUUCUCCACUACUUCAACGGUUGUAUUAUCGUCCCAUUUAUCAAGUGGCCUUUAAAGUCUUAUACCUAAUGGAUCAGUCUACAUGCGGUUCUCCUUCAAAAAAAUGACCUUGUCUAAUUCUGGCAUGUUAAACUACGUAGCCUGUAACCCAGGUAGAGAAUAAAAGCCUGUUGGAACAUG